Messenger RNA from Tripterygium wilfordii, 1524 nucleotides. Its product is annotated as peroxidase 10-like. The transcript is spliced from 4 exons. Gene Ontology annotation, biological process: hydrogen peroxide catabolic process; response to oxidative stress. Gene Ontology annotation, molecular function: peroxidase activity; heme binding. The record is from RefSeq and is a predicted model, not a curated record. The coding region runs from base 219 to 1196 and encodes 325 amino acids. Lineage: Eukaryota; Viridiplantae; Streptophyta; Magnoliopsida; Celastrales; Celastraceae.
GGGACAUCUCAAGUGGCUCUUCCACUCUUGUCAAUUUGUCGUUACUUGAUAAAAAAUAGUGUAUGUGUGUGUAUAUAGACUCUUUUUUUUUUUAACCGAGGAACCAUUCAGCCCAGCAUGCCAUUUGAAUAGCUGAGUGGGCGUAAAUCUCGUGUGUGUAUAUAAACUGCUUGUCAUUCAACACUGAUCAUCCUGAGUUCCUUCUUCACUUUCCAAAUAUGGAGCAAUACCAAGUUUCCUUUCAUCGCUUGUUUUGCCUGUUGUUUCUGAGUUCUCUUGUGUCCUGUCAACUAGAUUAUAGAUUCUAUGAUACUACUUGUCCCAGCCUCUCGAAUAUUGUUCGAUACGGCGUUUGGUCAGCGAUUGCAAAUGAUACUAGGAUGGCAGCGUCUCUUUUGCGGCUUCACUUCCAUGACUGUUUUGUUAAUGGAUGUGAUGCAUCUCUGUUGCUCGAUGACACCGCGACGAUGAAGGGGGAGAAGACUGCGCUGCCUAAUCAAAAUUCUGUUCGAGGUUACGAGGUCAUCGACAACAUUAAGGCUAACUUGGAGAAAGCUUGUCCGGCUACCAUUUCUUGUGCUGAUAUAGUUACUCUUGCAGCAAGAGAGGCAGUUUAUCUUACUGGAGGCCCAUUUUGGGCGGUACCCUUUGGCCGCAGAGAUGGACUGACAGCAAGUGACAGUGCAGCGAAUGAGCAGCUCCCUUCGCCCUUUGAACCCUUGGAGAACAUUACGGCAAAGUUCACUUCAAAGGGUCUUGACUUGAAAGAUGUCGUGGUUCUCUCAGGUGCGCACACUAUUGGCUUUGCUCAAUGCUUCACAUUCAAACCAAGGCUUUUCAACUUCGGCGGCUCCGGUAAGCCUGAUCCAGCACUAGCUUCAUCACUCCUUCAGAGCUUGCAAGGAACAUGCCCAAAUCAAGCUAAUUCUGAUACCAACUUGGCUCCUUUGGAUCCCGUUACCUUCAACAAAUUCGACAACAUCUACUACACCAAUCUUCUGAACAACUCUGCUCUUCUCCAGUCUGACCAAGCACUUAUGGGAGACAACAGAACUGCUGCCAUGGUCCUCAACUACAGCAAGUUCCCUUACUUGUUCUCUAUGGAUUUUGGAACAUCGAUGAUCAAGAUGGCCAACAUUGGUGUACUUACUGGGAAGAGGGGAGAAAUAAGAAAGAAUUGUAGGGUUGUGAACUAGAUUAGUUUUUAGUUUUAUUAUCUGUACGUAACAAUGUCAAAGCUUUAUCGAUGAGAGGGAAACAACCCGGAUCACCAGCUAAGGCCCCUAAAUGACGCCGGGUAAGCUCAAAUGUUUCUUAUUUUAGGCACUAGGUGAGUGAUGGUUAGGGACAAACCUCUUGUUUUAUUAGGUUCUAAGCAGUCUUAGUAGUCUACUGGGUGUGUUUAUUUAAAAACAUUGUCCUUUCUGUUUGGUUUGUAACUUUGUAUGUAAAUGGCGACGGCAUAACCUAUGAUAUUAAAUAAACUUUACUCUUGGCAAUGGAAAGAUUGGAAGAAAGUUGAGA